CAAAAUUAUCGGGCUGAUCGAUAAUUUGAGGAAAAUGAUAUCUUACAAUUAACUGUAUAUUAUUGAUACUUCUAUCAUCCAUGUAUUUGAUUUUUAAUAAUCAUGUAGCUGCUCCCGACUCUAGAGCAUCCAGAAAGGAUAAUUUAGAAAAAAUAUCAACAACUAUUCUUGUGCCAUGUUACCGAACAACUGAAGAAACGAUGGGAGCAUUGUUUAAGGGGCGACGAGAAGAAACUAAAGGCCAGGAAGAAAUAUCUGGAAAGUAUAAAUUACAAACCAGAAACAUUCGAUAUUACGACAUAUAUAAAUCUAAGCUGAAUGAUGAAAUUAUGAGUUUCACAUGGUUUUACCACAAACCUUGGAUUGUACAUAAUUUGUAAUAGUAUUUGCCUCUCAAAGUAUUUACUAGUUGUACCAGUUUCACAAUGUUUUGCGUUUCAACAACAAUAAUCUCGAAUUCAUUUGGACACUUCCC
Molecule: messenger RNA, 475 nt
Organism: Schistosoma guineensis
Lineage: Eukaryota; Metazoa; Platyhelminthes; Trematoda; Strigeidida; Schistosomatidae
Source: the annotation of a GenBank genome assembly